Strigops habroptila (Kakapo) is the source of this 5076-nucleotide messenger RNA. RefSeq names its product WAS/WASL interacting protein family member 3 (gene WIPF3). Gene Ontology annotation, molecular function: actin binding. NCBI's taxonomy places the organism in Eukaryota, Metazoa, Chordata, Aves, Psittaciformes, Psittacidae. The transcript is spliced from 10 exons. Bases 894 to 2273 code for a protein of 459 amino acids. The record is from RefSeq and is a predicted model, not a curated record.
UAGCAUAAACGCCUGUGUAUUCAACAACAUGUGUUUAAUCAUUGCUGAAGUCUUCAGUUCGCAUCCUUUGUACUGAAAGACAAGCCACAGGGAAGAUGAUCAAGGAAACGAAUACAUCUUCGUUCUGUGGUGGCGGCUUGAGCUGAGACACUUGUUAGGUGUGUGUGUAUGGUAUGUAUGUAUGCAUGGUAUGUGUGCGUGAGGGCUUUUCCCGAUCACUGCGUGGACCUGUGACCCGAAGCAGUGUCCCGACCGGAAUGCGCAGGCGGUGCAGACGCUGCUGCCACCCACAGCUCCUGAGGGACAUUGCCCAGCGUGACGUGGAAAGUUUGAAUCUGCUUUGCUGUCAGCUACCAGCUUCCACGUACAAGAGCUGGAGGAGCAUAGUUCUGCAUCUUUUCUGUUUUUCUCAAGACUAGCAACGUGUGCUGAACCUCUAGUGUCAUCAUGCAGAGUUACUUACUUUUGCACCAUAUGCAGUGUUUGUUUCUCCCAUGGCAGACAACUCCACCUUUGAAAUGAAUUGGUUCCAUUUGUCUUGCCUUCUGCAAGCAGCAGACAACAGACAUUGAGGGUUUCGUGCCUUCUCUUUCCAUGAUGGGUGAAGGUAUUUCAACAUAGUCUUUGCAAACAGACCUGCAGUGGUUCUGCUGAGCAUCAGUGUGGCAGGAGACGUGUCAGCUGCUGUCCAAAACCUGUGUUGUUUCUUAGUGUGGCUCUGUGCUGCCAGCAGGACUUUGGCUUGGUGUAAGCCCAGCACCGUGGCAGAGACACUUCAGGAGAAGAUCUUUGGGGAGUGCUUGGAUCAGAGCUCGUGUACAUCUGGUGACUGGGCAAGGACAUAGACUUUGGCUGUAUUUUUCAUAACUGCGUGAAGCUAGAAAUCUGAACGGAUGCCUGUGCCGCCACCACCACCACCACCUCCUCCACCACCACCUCCACCGCCUUCUGGAGGGCCCCCUCCACCACCGCCUCUGGCAAGUUCGGAGGUACCAAAGUUGCGAAAGGAAGACCAAAAGGCACGGAAUGCACUCUUAGCUGAUAUCCAGCAGGGAACUCGCUUAAGAAAAGUGACUCAAAUCAAUGAUCGCAGCGCACCACAAAUUGAGAAACCCAAAGGAACUAACAGAGAUGGAGUUAAUCCAGCUGUUAACAAAAGCGGCUCCCCGCAGCCCCUGGGAGGCUUGUUUGCGGGUGGCUUUCCUGUCCUCAGACCAGCAGGCCAGAGGGACAUGUCGGCUGGGAAGCCCGGGCAGCUCCCUGGGAUCCGAGCAGCGGCUCCGAAGCCCGCUGCCCCACCGAACAGCAGCGCCGCCAAGGCGAGCAGCGUCCCCUCGCAGCCCACUGAAAGCCCCAGGGCAGCUGCCCCACCAGAGCCCCCCAGCACCCCCCGUGGAGCUGGGGCAGGCCCCGGGCGGCCCAGCCUGCCGGCCCCGCCUCCACCGCCGCCUGCUUCCAGCAAACCUUCCCUCACCUUCCCUCCUCCUCCCGCUCUGCCCCCUCCCAAGGGGGUGUCCCCCAGCGCGGCUCCUCCGGCCCCGCUGCCUCCUCAGCCUGACAAACUCACUAAGUUUCAGGCAGGUGCUUCACACGCACCCCCCCCACCACCACCUCCUCCUCCCCUGCCCUUCGUGCCCCCCUGCGGGUUUCCGAGCAGGACAACCGAUUUCCCGGCUGCUGCUCCCGCCCCAGCUGAAGGCAGGGACUGUCUGCCCCCCACACCGCCCCCCCCGCCUCCCCCUCCGCCCCACGCGCACCCCCUGACCUCCAACAGGCUCUCCUUCCCGCCCUCCCCAGCCUUUAACAGCGCUCCCGGCAGCGCUGACGUGCCCCCUCCGCUGCCCCCCAAGUCUCCCAACUUGCUGUCGCAAUUCCACAAGCCAAGCAGCAUCCAGUCCCUGCCGCUCCCUCCCACCCCCGGCAUCCCUCAGCCCGCAGCGGUGGCACCGGAGACCAGGAAGAAGAGGCCCGGCCGAGGCGCAGGAACUGGUGCUGGGAAGCUAUCCACACCUCCACAGCCACCUGCAAGAUCACCUACAACUGAGCUUACGAGCAAGUCUGGAGUCUCAGCCUGGGCUGCAGCUCACGACCCCUACCCACCACUUAAAAAUGGAAACAUGCACAUCAUCGAUGACUUUGAAUCGAAAUUUACUUUCCAUUCUGUGGAAGAUUUUCCCCCACCUGAUGAAUUCAAGCCAUUUCAGAAAAUCUACCCCAGCAAGAUAGCUAGAGAUCCCUCCAAAAAUCCUCCAUUAAGAACACAUGUGAGAUGAGAAGAGUCUUCUGAUGGUCUCUGGAUUAGUAUUAAAGAAGAACAACAUCAAGAUAAUAUCUGAAGCAGAGGGGUCCCCAUUACAGUGAUAGAGAUUGUAUUUGAAUUGCAAGUGCUGCACUGUUAACAUUCUAUAGACUGGAACAGUGAUGUACAUGAUGCUUUUUGAACUGGACUACAUACUACAGGAAUGUUAGUACAGGCUUUUAAAUUAUUGUAUAUAGGUGGAUAUUUUUUAAGCAAAGCGGCAUAAAAUUGAAAUUCUUUGUAGUGUUGAAACAAUUCUCAAUCAAGCUGACACAUUACCUCAGGAAACUUUUUUGCAUUACAUGCCUGGAGUUAAUUUUUCCCCUUCCAUCAUAAUUUUUAAGUAUCUUGGAAAUUCUCCAGUUAUUAUUCAGCCAUUUUUCAAUGACCUGUCAGAAACUAACCUGCUACCUUUAGUCUCUUUGUAUCGUUCGUUACUUCUUCUAUUCUGCCUAUCCUCAGAUUGCAGCAGAAUGUCACUUUCAUGAACAGAUGGGCCCACAAUCCUUUUCUCGUCAAGCAUGAAGAGGACAGAGAUGACCAGGAGCUGUGGCUGCUGUUGAGCCUACCUCCUAUCGAGUACAGAUCCUUAUAGGAUAGUGUCUGAAGAAGCCCAGCUGGGUAGGGUGGUCAUGGACUUGACAAGGAAGAUGGAACUUUUCCAAACUGGAAGAAAAGAGAAGUUGUUCUACUGUAAGCAAAAAAAAAAACCCCAAUGGUGUGUGUGAAUACACAUGCCAUGAAGUAUGUAUGUAAGGGCAAGUGUCCUGUCUUUUCCUGCUGGCAAAGUGGUUAUUUACCAUUUUGUGUGACAGAACGUCUUUACCCAACAAUUAGGAGGCCUUUGGAUGAGUGGUCCAACACCUACAUUUUAAAGAGGCUACUAGACCUACUAUUGUUCAUGCAAAGCAACGAGGAUUCAUUGUCCAGAAUACACCACAUGGAGCAAGCAGUCCCCAAAGAUAGAGUUGGCUGAAAAAAAAGAGUAACAACCUAGAGCAAAUACUCUUCUGCUUUUCAUAUGCAGCCUGGGGUAAGGUCUUUCGAUCGCAGAUGUUCAGAUCUGGUCGUAAGAAUCUAUUCCCAGCACGAAGUACUCUUGUGCGUUUCACUGCAUUAGGAGUGUUGCCAGCAGGUUAAGGGAAGUAAUCCUUACCCCUUCACUCAGCACUGGUGAGACCAUACGUGGAGUUCUGUGUCCAGGUCUAGGCUCCUGAGUACAAGAGAUAUGGACAUGCUGGAGAGAGUCCUACAAAGGGCCACUAAGGUGAUGCAGCAAUGGAGCAUCUCUUCUAUGAGGAAAGGCUGAGAGAGCUGGGACUGUUUAACCUGGAGAAGAGAAGGCUCAGGAGCAUCACAUCAAUGUGCAUAAAUACCUGAAGGCUCUUUUCAGGGGUGCCCAGUGGCAGGACCAGAGGCAGUGGGCACAAAAAUGAAACAGAGGCUCUGUCUGAACACCAGGAAACACUGUGACACUGGAGGUGACUGAGCACUGGCACAAGUUGCCCUGGGAGGCUUUGGAGUCUCCAUUCCCAGAGAUACUCAAAAGCCAUCUGGACACAGUCCUGGGCAGUCUGCUCUUGGUGACCCUGCUUGAGCAGGAGGGUUGGACCAGAGGCCCUCCAGCCACCCCUUCCAUCCUCAACCAUUCUUUGACUCCCCUUCUUACAGGAGUUGCUGCACUUGGGUUACAACAACCCCAUGCAGGCUUGGUGAAGAGUGGCUGGAAGUUUACUUGGUCCUGGUAAGGCUGCACCUUGAAUAACAUGUUCAAGUUUGGGCCCCUCACUACAAGAAAGAUACUGAGGUGCUGGAGUGGGUCCAGGGAAGGGCAACAAAGUUGGUGAAGGGUCUGGAGCACAAGUCUUAUGAAGAAUGGCUGAGGGAACUGGGGUUGUUCAGUCUGGAGAAGAGAAGGCUCAGGGGGGACCUUACCGCCCUCUACAAGUACCUGACAAGAGGUUGUAGUGAGGUGGGGUUGGUCUCCUCUUCCAAGUAACAAGCAAUAGGACAAGAAGUAACAGCCUCAAGCUGUGCCUGGGGAGGUUUAGACUGGAUAUUAGGAAAAAUUUCUUCACUGAAAGGGUUGUCAAGCAUUGGAACAGGCUGCCCUGGGAAGUGGCUGUAUUUAAAAGAGGUGUAGAUGUGGCGCUUAGGGACAUGGUUAAUAGUUAGACUUGAUGAUCUUAAAGGUCUUUUCCUAUCUAAACAAUUCUGAUUCACCAGCCUGCAAAAGGGCACUGCCAGGCUAUUUACAGUUAUUGCAUUAAUUUAUAGAAUUGCCAUAAAUUCCCCUCAGCUACAGCUGUAAUAACAUUAUAGAUCACAGGUAAAGGUAUUUCCCCAUGGCCAUGCCUUUGAACAAAACCACUCGGAAAAGACAGGUAACUGCAUCUUCACAUAUCUCUGCUUUUCUCUUAGUUGUUUCAACAGCUCAGUUGUGCUGUAACUCCUACUCCCACACACGUGCAUUGAGAAUGGUGUAAGGGUAAGCAGCUCUUCACCUGCAGGCCUCUGAAAAAGCAUCUUUAGUCUUUUCCUAGCCUAUUAUGAUACCUUGCUGUACAUCAUGUGAAAAGAAAGAAACUAAUCAGUGAUGCUUUGACCAAUACUUACUGUCACUGUCAUUAUUAUAGUUACUUGAUAAAUAUGCAUGAAUAUAGUAAUAAGCAGGGGCCAGCAAAGACGCUGCUGCUCAAACAGCCAGAACCAUUUAUUACUGCUUUGACAAAUAUAUUGUUACAGUACUAUUAAAGGUGACUUAUUGUUGGUUCUCA